GAAAUCACAGCGAUUACCUUCUUUCCUUCAAUGUUAAUAGCCUUUUUUAGAAUUCAUUUAUAAAAAUGGAAAUGCUGUAGAAGGUCUGAUUUGUCAAAGUCCUCAACAAAAAAAAGUAUGAUGGGAUGACUGAUAAGAGUGAUUAAGAGAGAAUAUUCCUUAAGUCAGUGGAGAGCACACAUUUGCCAAGGCCAAUCAUUCCUAAUUAGAAUCAGCACCAAAUUGUACACCUUCAUAGAUUCAUAGACACAGACCUCCAGUAUGCAUCUAAGUUUUGUCAUCAAGCAUUAUAUACUGAAAACAAGCAAUAAUAAUACAAAUUUAUAUAGCACUUUUCCAAACUUGCAGGGUUACAGGAAGUUUUGUGGAAGUCUUUGAUGUCGUUGUAAUUCUAAUUGGGCGUGGUAAUAGAAGUCUUUGUCACAUUUAUAGAAACCUUAACCUCUUAACCUCUGAAAUGUUGUGGACCUAAGAUACCAUUCUUUCUUUCAUUAGGCUUAUCAUUAGAUUAUCAAAACAACCUCCACAUUGCUGUCAAAAAUGUCUUUAGCAAUGUCUUUUUUUGAUUGGUUGCUGUUUUGAGAUUUUUUUGUAAUUCAAUUGACAAAAGUUUUCAUCCAUAUGAAAUGGCUGUUUGCAUUAUAUAAAAAGAUUACUAUCAUGUAAAAAGUAAAACGUCUCAAUGGCUUACAAUACAGUUAUACAGUAGUUUGAACAUUUGAACUCUUAACGUGUUAAGUCAUGUUACAAAGGAGCGUAUUUCCCCACCCAGCUGCUACUGUAUUGAAUCAUACACACAGAAUUGCUUUUAUUUGCAAUGGUUUUGAAAUAUGUCUCCAAGAUAUCUGCCUCCAGCUCCAUACAAUGGAAGUUUGUGGAUUAUCAAAAAUAACCAGGACAUUGGAUGUGGAAAGACAUACAGUGGUACAAGAAGCUGAAAGAGGACUUCCAGUACAAUCUGUCCAUCCUGGAUGAACGAGAGAAAGAGCUGCAGCGAUAUGAUGUCAUCACUUCCAGGGCUGUGAAUGCAGAGCAGAACAGACAGGAGGAGCUGAGCCGCCUCCGUAUCCAGGUUGCUGUGCUUGAAGAGAAGCAAGCCAAAGAUGCCGAGGCAAGACAGGAGGAACAACGUAUCAGCGAGAACAAAGCUGCUCAACAAAGGCUGCAACUGGACGAGCUCAGACACUCUAUGACAGGUACAAUUCAAAAGCAAAUGGAAGCGAACGAGCGUAUGAAGUUGGAGGUGCAGCACAGGGUACAUGAGAUGGAAGUAGAGUUCAUGCGCCAGAAACAGGAGUUGACAGCAACUUGGGACAAAGAGGGCAGACAACAAGAACAUGAGUUCAAUUUAAAACUUGAUGAAAUGCAUGCAUUGCUGCUGUCCAGUGAUCUCAAGAUUAAGCUGCUGUCUAAAGAGUGUGAAGUCCAGAGCCAGGCUCGAAUGCAAGCAACACAGGCACUCAAAGCAUCUGAGGAGCUUUGUAAGCAAUUACAAACCCAGCUACAGCGUAAGGCUGAUUUAAAAAAUGAAGCCACUGCUGUCAAGGAGGUCAGGAUAAAGGAACUUGAGGACAAGUUGAAAUGGAUGGAGAACAAACUGAAAAAGCAGAAAGAUGACCACAUUAAGAAACAUGAUGACAUGGCCCAGGUUCUGAAAGAGAAGGACGAUCAGCUGGAGUCUCAGUGUCAGGCCCACAAAGAGCAGUUAAAGAGAGCAGAAAAACACAACAUCAAACUGCAGGAUGAGAUGGAGAUCCAGUCUGCAAAAGCUCACUUAGCACAAAAAGACAUGGAGAUGGUCUUGGAGGAGAAAGAUGAUACAGUAAAGAGGCUUCGUACCGAAAUGACUAGAGGCCAGACUGUCUUGGAGAGACACAUGAGUCAGGCUUCUAAUGAGAUGGUCGCCAAGAACACAGAGUUCAUCACCUUACAGAACAGUAAUGACAAACUCCGGGCUGAGUUGGAGAGGAGAAGGGAGGAGAUUAACAGGUAUAAACAGGAUGUGAGUACCGGUUUGAAGAGAGAGGUGGCAUUAGAACAGGCACGAGUCCAGUUGGAGUUGGAGUGGCAGAGGCGCUGUGAUGCCAUCAAGGCAAAACACUACCUGGAUAAUGAGCAGCUUAUACAAGAUUUGACACUGGCCAGAGAUCAGGCAAAGGCAGAUCUUAGUGAGAAAGAAAAACAGUUGCAUGACUUGACUGUCUUGUGUCCGUCUGUUGUGAGUGACAAAGCAGUGCAGGGUCUCACACCAAAAUCAGAUGUGAGGGCAUCACAAGAGAUAAGUUCCCUGGUUGAGCAGAACAGCUUUUUGCGAGCUGUGGUUUCCCAGAUGAGAAAGGAUAUGGAGGAUCUUGGUGAUAUCCUGCCACAUCCACAGACCAAGCUUCAAGAUGCCUCUCCCAAGGCAGUUAAAACCCCUGAAGCGCCCGCAGCUACCUUCACAACUGACCCUCUUGCCAAGCAUCCUGACGUCUCUGCCAACACCAUCCCUGCAUAUUUGUCAGACUACACUAAGGCUCUGAAGCAGGAGGUGGGCCUGUUGAACGCUCGAUGCAGACACCUUGAGGAGCAGCUAGAAGGUUCUUUAAAGUUCCCAAGCCUAGUUCCUACCGCAGGAACAUCAAAAGAGUCCCAGGCUCACACAUAUCUAGAUAAACCACAUCCACAUGACCAAGAUUUGUGUCCGGAGAAACAUGCUGACUCCACUGCUUUGAGGAGUCAAGUGGUGAGAGGGCCACAUGCAGAGCCACAUGCCAACAACAUAAGGGAUCGGAGUCCUGUGGUGCAGCAGGUUCGAGAUGAGAACUUCUCACUGUGGCAGCAGCAGCUGAACUCCACUCUCAUGGCUGGUGCUGCAUCUGGUAAUGUUCAGGGUGUUAAAAGGAACAUUGUGCUGGCACACGCCAGGCUGGAACAGGCGGCGGCGUAUAUCGCUCGUCUGAGCAGAGAGAAGCAACAGCUCAUCCAGAUGGGCAACUGCCUUCGUGGCUGCAUCAACACCCCUGGAUUAAAGGAGGCAAUUGAGCAAAAGAGAGAUUCCUCCACAGGAGAACAAGGACAUCAACAUGAUCGUCUUUCUGCUCUAGAACAGCUGCAGUAUCGACUCACAACACAGGAGCUUCAGUAUGCUGUGAGGCAGAUGGCUUGCACUGUUGCUGAACAUGCCACUUCAUCUGACAGCAUAGGGCCUCCCAUUAAAGGAGACAGCGACCUUUGUUCCGACGGGCACAAAACCACUGAUGAGUCUGGGGCCUUUAAAAUGUCGGGCAAAACUCCUACGAUCAACCAGCUACGGAACUCUUUGGAGGUGAAGAAACAGCCCAGCUCUGAAGAUUCUCAGCAAUCAUUAAAGGAGAUUUGGGAAAUAUUGGACCUUGGACUGAGUUCAUCCAUUUACUCAGAAGGUGAAAGUGAUCUGUGCAGGAGCAGGGGAACUAAGUCGGGCACCGCUGGGGUGAUGGUGACCGGUACCAGUGCUCCCAUCCACAGUCGUUCCCCAGCCAAUUUCCAGCAGAAGAAGAACCCCUCCGAAGCACCAUCGAACCCUCCUAAGAACUGCCAGCAUGGAGCCCCAGGCAAAAUUGUCAAGAUCAGGAACUAUAAUGCUAAAGACUGACGCGCAUACAAGGCAGUCAUCAAUAUGACCAUUGAGUGAUCAGUAAAUUAUUUCCAGAUUUGGUGAGUAAGUGAACAAGCUCAUCAUGAUCAGAGCUACUUGGAGUUGGAAAGAUUCAAAUGAAUAAUGGAAAGAUGAGUUAUCUAGUUGCAAUAUGCACUUUUAUACUGUUAGUAACUCAAAUGUAAUCUGUAUUUUUAGUGGCCCCUUGAGAAAAACUGUAUAUUUUGAGUGUAUUCAAAUUGAUUUUUCUAAAGUUAUUUGGUCCCUCUGCAUUAUGUAAUUUCCACCGGAGCUGAUUUCUUCUACCAGAUAUUUUUAGAACCAUUAAAAUAAUAGCGACAUGUCAUGCACGGAAUUACGGAAGCGUAUUGCUGCCACAAAAAAAAAAAGGUUCACUAUCACGUUAUAACAAGUUUCACGUUAUGACGUUUCACAUUUUAACAUGAUAAAUGUCAUGUUAUACUGUGAUACGUUUCACAUUAUAAUGUGAUACAUAUCACGUUAAAACAUAAGUUUCACAUUAUAACGUGGACAAGUUGGCCUCGCAGAGGAUGUCAACUUGUUGCGACCCUGUGGUCACUCACAUCCUUCCAAGGUGGAGUUGACUGACUGAAAUGCCUGUCAUUGGGUGACAUUUUUUAAUGAAAGGUACAGAAUUUUGCUGGAAAUCUUGUUACUACUCACUCUCAUGAUAAAAGAAAAAGGGGUCCUUUAAAACUUUAAUUUGAUAGCAUAAACAAUAUUUAUAGUGUAAGUACCACUGAAGUGGGCCUGUCACUGAGUUAACAAUGCAAUAAAUUUGGGGGGGAAUACCUUGUGUGGUCAUUUAAUGCUACAAUUUGUUAUUGUAUGUUUUGUUUUAUAAGAGAUAAGGACCUGGGACACCUGGAAACCCUGAUAUACUUGUAUACUGCAAAAUCAGAUGUGCUCAUAUGAUUUUUGUCUUUAGUAUGGAACCAAAUGUAACGGGGAAAAAAUUAUAAUUCACUUAGUGA
This is a messenger RNA of Phycodurus eques (leafy seadragon), 4614 nucleotides long. It is a transcript of the gene ccdc57, whose product is annotated as coiled-coil domain containing 57. The transcript has 19 exons. Bases 905 to 3616 code for a protein of 903 amino acids. Lineage: Eukaryota; Metazoa; Chordata; Actinopteri; Syngnathiformes; Syngnathidae. The record is from RefSeq and is a predicted model, not a curated record.